Messenger RNA from Diaporthe batatas, 237 nucleotides. RefSeq lists its product as uncharacterized. The coding region runs from base 1 to 237 and encodes 78 amino acids. The record is from RefSeq and is a predicted model, not a curated record. Lineage: Eukaryota; Fungi; Ascomycota; Sordariomycetes; Diaporthales; Diaporthaceae. The transcript is spliced from 2 exons.
AUGGACACUGAGAUUCACGAACACGCGGCAUUCAGUAACGGUUUGCAAAAGUUGAACGAGUACGUUGAAUCACGGCUGGCAGACCCAUCUUCGUACUCGGGAACCGAGCUGGUCGGCAUUCUGGACUCGUUCGGCGAGGUUCUCGCAACUCACCUAGCGCAUGAGCCGCCCAAGAUGGCAUUACUCAGCCAGUAUGGAGAUUUCGAUACUCGAAAGAAACAGCAGAUCACAGCAUGA